CAGCGCGAUGGUUCUAAGUGCACCGUGUCUGCUGUUGGUUAGAUUUAUAACGUAUGCUCAUUGUUCUCCAUGCAAUAUUCGUAUUUAUUUCCUCAACAAAAUGUAGACUAAUCGGGUUUUAAAAAGAACGGCUUUCGGGGAUUUAUAUGAUGUCUUCUUUAGGUUGUUUUCUUAUUAGACCAAUAAGACUGAUUCAUCUCCUGCAAGAUGUUUCCUAAUUACAUCAACGUACAAAUCGAAGUUAUUCGUCGGCGUUUCCUGGUGUACUGUUCUUAUAUGUAGACUGAUAGCAAGGAAUUGCAUUCAAGCUGUUACAGUUAAAUAGUGCUUAUUGGUGGGGGAUCCGCUUUUUACUGUAGCUUACUUGGAAAUGGGAAGCACUGCAAUGGAUUCUAAAAAGACAGAUGGUAGGAAGAAAACUACAAGAAAAAGGAUUACGCUUCGGUUAAACAUGCCGGACCUGAGUGCACUCACCAUGCCCUUCCUGGAGGGAGAGAGUGACCAUCACACUGACAAGGACAGUGUGCGUAAGGGAGAAGCUGUCUGCCACACCACGAGCCCCACCAAAGGCUUUCUCAGCAGGGGCCCUUUCAGCCGCCCGGCCAGCCCCAUGUCAGCCCCGGCAAGGUGCAGGAACAGCCCCGGGUCCCCCAAGACCAUCUUUCCCUACCCACCUCAGCAGGAGUCACCUCCCAAGUCGGCACGCCGCCUCAGCUUCACCGGGAUCUUCCGCUCCUCUUCCAAGGACUCCUCCUCCACAUCCACCUCCACCUCCCCUGCCAGCAUUAAGCUCUUCUCCUGUACCAGGAGAGCCUCUGGGGUGUCCUCUCCACCCACCACUCCAUCCCAGGUGACCAAACAGCCAGCUCUGGAGGCUGGCCGCUCUGAGCCUGUGCAUCAGGAGGAACGGCUGCGCUCCUUCUCUUCCCCCCCGGAAACAGGCCAGCAGCCCUGCUUGCUGUCCGCCAAGCCCUCCCUGACCCCCUCAUCAGCCCCCAUCUCUACCUCACGCACGGUGAGGGCCCACGGCAGCUCCUUGCUUCACAGCGUUCCCGGUUUAUCUGGAGGCAUGCUGGAGAAACUUGAUAUCGAUGAUGAAGUUGUUGAAGAGUCCGAGAGUGAUAUUUAUAUGCGCUUUAUGAAGUCACACAAGUGCUACGACAUUGUCCCAACUAGCUCCAAGCUCGUGGUCUUUGACACAACGCUGCAAGUUAAGAAGGCCUUUUUUGCCUUGGUGGCCAACGGAGUCCGAGCUGCCCCCCUGUGGGAGUCGAAGAAGCAGAGCUUUGUGGGAAUGCUAACCAUCACAGAUUUCAUCAACAUUCUUCACAGAUACUACAAGUCACCCAUGGUGCAAAUCUAUGAACUAGAGGAGCACAAGAUUGAGACAUGGAGAGAGCUCUAUUUACAAGAAACAUUUAAACCUUUAGUCAACAUAUCCCCAGAUGCAAGCAUAUUUGAUGCUGUAUAUUCACUGAUCAAGAACAAGAUCCACCGACUGCCUGUCAUUGACCCUGUCAGUGGAAAUGCACUUUACAUCCUCACGCACAAAAGGAUCCUCAAAUUCCUUCAACUCUUUGUAUGUGAGAUGCCAAAGCCAGCCUUCAUGAAGCAGACCCUGGAGGAGCUGGGUGUCGGCACUUACAGUGACAUCGCCUUCAUCCACCCAGACACGGCCAUCAUCAAAGCCCUGAGCAUCUUCGUGGAGAGGAGGGUGUCUGCGCUGCCCGUCGUGGAUGAGUCUGGAAAGGUUGUGGAUAUAUAUUCCAAGUUUGAUGUCAUUAAUCUUGCUGCUGAGAAGACCUACAAUAACCUGGACAUUAGCGUGACUCAGGCCCUCAUGCACCGCUCGCAGUACUUCGAAGGGGUCAUGAAGUGCAACAGGCUAGAAACGCUGGAGACUAUAGUGGACAGAAUAGUCAAAGCUGAGGUACACAGGCUGGUGGUAGUGGAUGAGAACGCCUGCAUCGUGGGCAUCGUGUCCCUGUCGGACAUCCUGCAGGCCCUGGUGCUCACGCCAGCAGGUCUGAAGAGGAAGGAGUGUGAGGGAGAGGCUGAGUGAGACACUGGGGCUGCUGAGUUCUGUCAUGCUGCUGGAAUGGGAGAGGAUGCUGGAGCUUGUUUGUGUUUGUGGCGAUGUGGGCCGCCAGAAAAAGGCCAAGGGCAUGGAGUGGAGCGUAGUGGGGGAUUAAAUGCAUACCGCUGGAGGCCAAAAGAUGGAUGGGCAGGCUAUGGCGGGGCAAUAAGGCAAACCACCAGGGAUUUUCUCAGAGGGACUGUGCAAACCUCCAGUCUCCCAAACCUGUUACCACAAGCGCACUAUGAUCACUUUUCACUACACAUGAAACAUCGCCAUCUGGUGUCCGUUCUAUGUUCCGAACGUGACUGAUAGCCGCUGGACUGUACCAUUGUCAUCUUGAGGGUAUUGUCAAACGGCAGGACAUUCAGAACUGAUUUUUUUCAAAGUGAGUUUUUGCCAUUUACUUGUUCCUUAUGUAGAAUGAAGCUUUGACUUCUGGCUUUAUAUGAACUUAAGUUCAUUUGAUACUUUUUUCUUCGCUCUGUCUUCUGUAAAUACCGUUUUGUCCUCCCUAAAUAACAACCCUGCGGACGGAGAUCAUUUCACCUCUUUCAAUGGUGCCUUCUGUCCACCAGUUGUCUGUUAUAAAUUGCCAAGAGAAAGCGAUAACCGUGAAUGUGAUGGUAUCCGAAAUCCAAAACAAAGAUAUUUUUGAUUGUCACUGAUUUGAUUAAUUACUUAUGUUUAUAUUUUUCUUCUUUAGGAAAGUUCUUUAUUUCUAUAAGAUGGUUUUUGUUUUUUUUUUUUCUUUUCAAAUGAUGCUGUAAACACAGAUUUAUAGGUUUAUUUAUUUGUAGUGUUUUGUAGCUGUUUCAAUGUUGAAAGUAAUAUCUUGAAUGGGAUGUAAAGAAAAGUCCUGCCCCUAUGCAUUAAAUGUGCUGAUGACUUGACACUCGAUGCAAUUCAGAAUGCAGCCGCUGCCUACGAGCCCUCACUCUUCUUCUCUCCAGUUAAGCGGAGGUAUGCAUCGACCGUACUGUACAGAGGAAGAGCUCACAUCAAGUGCCAGAGAGAGGUCUAUUUUUCUGUGUAUUCAAUGUGUUAAAAAAAAUUUGUAAUAUUGCAGAUGUUCAUCUUCAGUUCCUUUUAUUGUGACUGUGCUGUCAAUAAAGGUCCUUGAUCGAAGCGUCAUGUCCACUGAAAAAAGCACAUCACUGGCAUGGAGAUGACUCGUUUCUUUUUUUCCUUUCCAUUUUGCAGUUUGGAAAACAGAAUUAAAUCCUGCUACUGAAGCUUUGGAUGGCUAGUGUUCUGCUUGUUGGACUGUUGGGGAGAGGUUCUCGCCAACUGUUCUAAAACAUUUUAAAUUAUUUUUUGUACACUUAAACAUAUUUAGUCUGAGAUUUGAAAAUGAGUUAAACAUGCAUUUUUCAUUUACAAGCAGAAAGUGUGUUUUGAGUGCAUGCGUCCCUGCUGGCUAUAAGUGUAUUGUUGGAUAAGGGUUAAAUGUUUGGUCCAACAUGCUGUCACAGGAUUACUGUGUUCAAGUAUGUGGAACGUAACUGUAGCAGCUGCUGCAGUUUGUUUGGAAGGGGUACAAAAGUAGUGGAAGUUGCCAUCUUUCCCAGAACUUUCACAUCAUGAACCUUCAUGUCCUGUUGAAAAUAUCUUUAUAAUGAUUGAUUUGUUUUAAAGUGCAAUUUAAUGCAUGCAAGCAAAACUUUAAUCCUUAAUCCUAUAGCAUUGUAAAAUGUGUUUGGGCAGAUAUUGGACAAAUUCCAGUAAUCAAAGUGGGUGUUUUACAUUGUGUUGUCCCUUGUAUAACAUGGCUCAUAAUAUUGGACAUAAUGUUUAAAUUUUGUGUGCCAUGCAAAUAUAAUGAAAAAAACAUGUGUUUAAAGUUUACCUUGUAAAAAUGCACCAAGGUUUUCAAGUUUGUUCUUUAGUUUCAGGUGUCCACAUUUUGCUGUAUAUUCCUACAUAAUCUUUGGUAAAGUUGGACCAUUUGCACUGUAGUUUAAAGUGUAAGAUACAACGUUUUCAUUGGGCCACAUCUUCCAAAGGUGUAUCACGGUUAUCUUGAACCUUGUAAAAUAUUGGGGGGGGUGUAAUCUUUCUUCUAUUUUCUGUCUUUAAAUAGCAUUGCUUCAUCAAAUGAUGUAGCUGGAAGCAAUUGUACAAUGAUUUCAUGCAGUGUGCGUCAUGUUAAUUGGGGGGAUAUUGGAUUUCACUUCUUGGGUGCAACAUCAGAUGGCAGUCUUAACACAUCUACAGACUCCACGCAUGAGGUCCUUCCUGAGCAUACUUGUGUUAAAUCCACAGUGAACUCUCAAGGGCUGAGUGAUUAAAUUUAAACUUGCGAAUUUGUUGUAUACCUAAGCAUUCUGUGUGAUAAAAAAUGAAAAAGAGGACAUUUUUUAUUUAGGAGUCACUUGGUGCAUUUGUCUCAUAGUGAAAUUUUUUUUAGUUCACUGCCCAAGUAGUAAGGAGCAUAGUAUUUUGUUAUUGUAUUUUAUUUAUAGCCUCUAUAUGAAAUGUUUUUGUUUUUGCAUAAUUAUUUUUUAUUUUUGCAUAAAUAAUGCAAGUACAAUGAAGCAAAGUCCACCCUGUGGUGUUUGCUCACAUGUGAUGCGAGAAGGAAAGUGUCCAUUUGCUGUUGUGCAGAAUGCCCCUGGUCGCAUCUGCUACAGUUCAUGGUAUCAAACAUAAUACAUUAUUUACAAAGUAUUUAAAAUUUAACUGUGUAUAGUAAAAUACACAACAGUAUGUGAACUUUGCAUGUCCCUGUUAACAUCUUCUGUACAAAGUGGAUUAGCAGUGAGCUAUACUUACCACCCACUUUUUUUUUUUUAGAAACACCCUAUGACAGGAAGUUAAAUGUGUGUCCAUUGUCUAGAGCCAGUGAGAUCUGUGUUUUGAAGUUCCCAGCCUUAGCUGCACCUACAUUCACUGAACACUUUUUAAGUACACCUACAUUCCCGAUGCAUUUUAAAUGUCUACACGCAUGUCACCCACCCUCUCUCCUGUUCCUCAUUGGUCAGUUUCUGAUCCUAGUGUCAUAGCUGACUGGAUAUUAUUUGUAAUAUGACAAUGACACCAGUAGUGUAGUAACAAGGAGUGUUGUUGAUCUCAUAUAGCAGGGAUGCUGGAUAUUUUACAUGGUUAAACAUGGUCUGCCACCCAAAAAUAUCUGGCUAACAGCAGAUUAGACAAUGAGCCGAAGGAUUGCUAAACACAAAUGGUACCAGAUGAGACAAAGUCUCUUAACUGUAAACGAGGUUCUAAUAAAAAUGUUAAAUAAACUGAAAGGAGAUCUCUACAUCCACAUAUUGUUAUGAAUUGCAUGAAUGCAUGCAAGAGAUUUAGGUUUAAAGUGACCAUUGCAUGGUGAUAAGUCAUUUUUACCACUUUAAAGAUAAAAAACAAUAUUUAUGAAAGUGGAGGCAGCCAUGUCUAAAAUGGAUUUAGAACAAAAUCUCUUAAACAUCCAGUCUUUAUAAUGGUACUUUCAUAAUGUGAAGAAUCAGUGGAAAAAUGACUUCUUGCUGCUUUAAUGCUGGAGCCAGCUUUACGUUGAGCUAAUGUUGAGCUUUGUUUCAGCAAAGAACAAAUAGUAUUUUUUUUAAUAUUUAUUUUGUACAAGCAUAUUUAAUUAUUUGUUUUUGUAAAGAAAGAAUAUCUAAAACACAGCUGAUGCACCUGAUACCUGUGAAUACGGAGGAUGUUUGUGCUGACGUGACAGGCGAGUGGAGUGGAGAGAGCAGACUGAUUAAACACUAUAUGCCACUA
Electrophorus electricus (electric eel) is the source of this 5809-nucleotide messenger RNA. It is a transcript of the gene prkag2a, whose product is annotated as protein kinase, AMP-activated, gamma 2 non-catalytic subunit a. Gene Ontology annotation, molecular function: protein kinase regulator activity; AMP binding; protein kinase binding. Gene Ontology annotation, cellular component: nucleotide-activated protein kinase complex; nucleus; cytoplasm. NCBI's taxonomy places the organism in Eukaryota, Metazoa, Chordata, Actinopteri, Gymnotiformes, Gymnotidae. Gene Ontology annotation, biological process: protein phosphorylation; regulation of catalytic activity. The record is from RefSeq and is a predicted model, not a curated record.